CGGCGUCCGGCCCGGCCAGACUGCCGCUGCCCCGCCGCCUCGCGGAGCCCGGGCGCCCGAAGCUGGGGGCGCGGCCGCGCUCGCCUCGCGGGGCCGGGAGCGGGCAGGCCCUGCCCUGAGGGGGCGAAGCCGCGGGGAGCGCGGGAGGUGGAGCCGGCCCCGGCGGCCGCCCCGCGUCUCUCCCCAGCGCCCCCUUCCCAGACCCGGCCCGAGGCGGACGGAGGCCCCUGCCCGUGCGGGGCGCCCCCGGCUCUGAAGAGUCCCUAGGGCGGGGAGCAGCUCCAGGCAGCGGCGCCGGAGGGAGAGGAAGAAGGGACUGUGCCCAGCCUGGGCGGCCCGGACCCUCCCCGCAGCUUUUGGAGCCGGGGGCCGCCCCGAAGUCUGCGCUUGGCACCGCCGCUUGAGCUAGGGCAGCGCCUGCUGGGACCCCGACCCGGACCCUCUGCGCCUUGUAGGCGGCGGCGGCGCCGCCGCGCCACCCAGCUCUUCCGCGGUCCCCCUGUGUUUGGCGGCAGUCACGGCCAAGAAAGUAUUAUGAGGGAGGCCGAGGACCCCGUGCUCCGGGCAGAGAAUCGGCGCUGGGAUUAGGGGUUGUCACUUCUGAGAGGAUGCUGGGAAUCUGCAGAGGGAGACGGAAAUUCCUGGCUGCCUCGCUGACUGUUCUCUGCAUCCCAGCCAUCACCUGGCUUUACCUCUUUGCCGGGAGCUUUGAAGAUGGGAAGCCGGUGUCCCUGUCUCCGCUGGAGUCGCAGCCGCACAGCCCCCGGUACGCGGCCGCCGGCCAGCGGGAGCGCGAGAGCCUGGAGGUGCGCGUGCGCGAGGUGGAGGAGGAGAACCGCGCGCUGCGCCGGCAGCUCAGCCUGGCGCAGGGCCGCGCGCCAGCCCACCGCCGCGGCAACCACAACAAGACCUACUCCAUGGAGGAGGGGACCGGGGACAGCGAGAACCUCCGCGCGGGCAUCGUGGCGGGCAACAGCUCGGAGUGCGGGCAGCAGCCGGUCGUGGAGAAGUGUGAGACAAUCCACGUUGCUAUUGUCUGUGCCGGAUAUAACGCCAGCCGCGAUGUCGUCACCUUGGUCAAGUCUGUCCUGUUUCACAGACGGAACCCUCUCCACUUCCACCUCAUCGCCGACUCCAUCGCAGAGCAGAUCCUGGCGACGCUCUUCCAGACGUGGAUGGUGCCCGCCGUACGUGUAGACUUCUACAAUGCGGACGAGCUCAAGUCUGAAGUUUCCUGGAUCCCCAACAAACACUACUCUGGCAUUUAUGGUCUAAUGAAGCUCGUCCUGACCAAGACUCUCCCUGCCAACCUGGAGAGGGUCAUUGUCCUUGACACGGAUAUCACCUUUGCCACUGACAUUGCAGAAUUGUGGGCCGUGUUCCACAAGUUCAAAGGUCAGCAGGUCCUGGGCUUGGUAGAGAACCAGAGUGACUGGUACCUUGGAAACCUGUGGAAAAAUCACCGUCCUUGGCCUGCCCUUGGAAGGGGCUACAACACAGGGGUGAUCCUGCUGCUUCUGGACAAACUACGGAAGAUGAAAUGGGAACAGAUGUGGCGGCUGACCGCAGAGAGGGAGUUGAUGGGCAUGCUGUCCACGUCCUUAGCGGACCAGGAUAUUUUCAACGCUGUCAUCAAACAGAACCCCUUCCUCGUGUAUCAGCUCCCCUGCUUCUGGAAUGUGCAGCUGUCGGACCACACCCGCUCUGAGCAGUGCUACAGGGACGUGUCUGAUCUAAAGGUCAUUCACUGGAACUCCCCGAAGAAGCUGCGGGUGAAGAACAAGCACGUGGAGUUUUUCCGCAACCUCUACCUGACCUUCCUGGAGUAUGACGGGAACCUCCUGAGACGAGAGCUGUUCGGCUGCCCCAGUGAAGCCGAUGUCAACAGCGAAAACCUCCAGAAGCAGCUCUCUGAGCUGGAUGAGGAUGACCUGUGUUAUGAGUUCCGGCGAGAACGAUUCACUGUCCACCGAACCCACCUGUACUUCUUACACUAUGAGUAUGACCCCGCUUCAGACAACACGGAUGUCACCCUGGUCGCUCAGCUCUCCAUGGACAGGCUCCAGAUGCUCGAGGCCAUCUGCAAGCACUGGGAGGGACCCAUCAGCCUGGCCCUCUACCUGUCGGACGCCGAGGCCCAGCAGUUCCUCCGCUACGCACAGGGCUCCGAGGUGCUCAUGAGCCGCCACAAUGUGGCCUACCACAUCGUAUACAAGGAGGGCCAGUUCUAUCCCGUGAACCUGCUGCGCAACGUGGCCAUGAAGCACGUCGGCACACCCUACAUGUUCCUGUCGGACAUCGACUUCCUGCCCAUGUACGGGCUCUAUGAGUACCUCAGGAAGUCUGUCAUCCAGCUUGACCUUGCCAGCACCAAGAAAGCGAUGAUUGUCCCUGCAUUCGAGACACUGCGCUACCGGCUGUCUUUCCCCAAGUCCAAAGCAGAGUUGCUGUCAAUGCUGGACAUGGGGACUCUCUUCACAUUCAGGUACCACGUCUGGACAAAAGGCCAUGCUCCCACAAACUUCGCCAAGUGGCGGACUGCCACCACGCCUUACCGUGUUGAGUGGGAAGCUGAUUUCGAGCCAUAUGUUGUUGUGAGAAGGGACUGCCCUGAGUAUGACCGGAGGUUUGUGGGCUUUGGAUGGAACAAGGUGGCUCAUAUCAUGGAACUGGAUGCACAGGAAUAUGAAUUCAUCGUGCUGCCCAAUGCCUACAUGAUCCACAUGCCUCACGCCCCCAGCUUUGACAUCACCAAGUUCCGGUCCAACAAGCAAUACCGCAUCUGUCUCAAAACCCUGAAGGAAGAGUUUCAGCAGGACAUGUCCCGCCGCUACGGCUUUGCCGCCCUCAAAUAUCUCACGGCUGAGAACAACAGCUAGCAACCAGGAAACCCACCCCUAGGGAGAGACCUAUUCUGCAGGGGAAAAGCCACUUUGCUAUUUGGGGCCCAGCCUUCAAACUCAAAAUUUGAGCCAUGCUUUUUUGGUUUGUUUUUAUUUGUCUCUUUGGCCCAACAAAGCCACCCACACUACAGAGAUCUGGGACAAGGAUCCAGCCAGCUCCUCUCUGCUCCACAAUCUGGCAUUCCCAGAAUGUGGAAGAGUAGCUCAUCGACACAGUCUCUUCAAGAACGGGACACAGGGGUGUUAGAGGGAGCAAAGGGGUUAUCCUACUAAAAAGCCACAAAACCGAGCUGGUCUUUAGGGAUGUUCUUGUUGCUUUUUAAGAAAGGGAAGUCAGGGUGCUGGGGGUUAGCGAUCCCAGAAAAUAAAGGCAAAACUGUCUUUUUGUCCAGAGGAAACUUUCUUUUGUGUCCUGCAAUCUAGCUGUGUAUCCAAGGUGGGGGCCAUCCAAUGAUCUGAACCAACUAUGUGGAAAGACCCAGUGGGGACAUUAUACCUGGUGGGACCUGGAGGUGGGGUGGGUUGGUUCUUUAUCUUCAAGGUCGCUCUUGUUUUGCUUUGAUUUGUUUUCCUUUGAGGGGAUUUUGUUUGUUUGUUUGUUUUUGGUCUGGGAAUCCAAAAUUGAAAACUUGAUCUUUUAAGUCUCUGAAAGAGAAUCAGCUGCGUCAACCAACAUCCCCUUAUGAGCAGUGGCCCAGCAAGGAGGACAAGAGUCUUCAGCCAAUAUUUAAACAUGGGCAGCCCUCUUCAGGAUUCUCACUGAGGCCCCCGUGACCUUGAAUUCCCUACUCUCCAGAAUCCAGGGGCUAAGACGGGGACUGUGGAAAUAGGAAGACCAUCCCGUCUACAACCAGUCACAUUUUCUAUUGGCAGUGACCGCUUCCUGAAGAAAGGGCUCUGAAGGGGCUGCUUUGGUGCACAUGAAAGGUACGAACCUCCCAGGCCUUCAGAACUGUAAUAGUUCACACAUGCCCAAUUCCGAAGAUUCACAUGUCCCUUUGGAGACCUUGAGGAAGAAUGUGUUGGGUUCCUCCGACUCCGUGCUGCUUCGCUGCGGGUGGGAGGAGGUCACAGCCUGGGGCUCCCUCUGGGACCUGUCCAGAGGGCAGGCAAGCACCUUUACCAUUACAAGGAUUGAGGAGACGCUGGACUUUUUACCCAUUUUCUUGAAUCUUCAAUAUUAAUGUUGUGUUUACAUUGAUGAGAACAAAAGUCCACGCCCUCCUCUAGGCUGGGCUGUUUGUAUUGAGUUGCAAUGUGACCAGCGAACGCUGCAUUCAAUAAACGAAAGUACGGACUGUGUCUCCCCCGCUCCCUCCCUCCACUCCUGUAAGAAGCUGCAGAGGGUAGCUCCAGGGUAGAGAGCAAGAUCGAUAAACAGCAACUUUACACUU
Panthera uncia (snow leopard) is the source of this 4297-nucleotide messenger RNA. RefSeq names its product LARGE xylosyl- and glucuronyltransferase 1 (gene LARGE1). Bases 609 to 2879 code for a protein of 756 amino acids. Gene Ontology annotation, molecular function: glucuronosyltransferase activity; xylosyltransferase activity. The transcript is spliced from 15 exons. Gene Ontology annotation, biological process: protein O-linked glycosylation via mannose. Lineage: Eukaryota; Metazoa; Chordata; Mammalia; Carnivora; Felidae. The record is from RefSeq and is a predicted model, not a curated record.